AUUGCUAAUAAAAAAGUUCAUAGUCUGCCCGUAAAAAUCCUAGUUUUACACUAUUGUUUAAUGUUUAUGAUUUUUAACUAUAAUGUUGUAUUGAAUCAUUUCUGGCUUACGAAAUCCUCGAAUUAGAAGUAUUCUGACAACUGCACCAAGCCAAGCAGGUGAGCAGCGGACCUUCUGAGCAACGACCAUGGGGAAGAGGAGAUUGUCUUUCUUAUUAGCGAUCGUCAACGUCGUCUGCAUAUUAGGGCUUAGCAACGCGUAUGAAUCACCACAGUACACAGUCGUUCACUCGGAAUCGGAAUUUGAGAUCAGAUUAUAUACAGAUUCAGUUUGGAUGAGUGCUCCCGUCAAAGAAAUUUCCUUUCGAAAAGCAACCAGAGAUGGCUUCCAUAGGUUGUUCCAGUACAUUGAAGGACCCCUUGAUUCAUCAGCAUAUGUCGUGUAUUUCUACUUGCCAGAGAAGUUCCAAUCCACACCCCCUCUUCCUCUCCCUGAACUCAACCUUACCCCUGUUUCAUGGACCUCCAGUUGCAAAGCAGUUCGCCAAUUUUCUGGUUUUGCAAGAGAUAACAACAUUGUGGAAGAAGCUGAGAAGUUAGCCAGCAGUUUAAGCAAGUCUCCAUACUCUACUUCUUCUUCUAGUAGCUUUGCAUACUCAAUUGCACAAUAUAACUCUCCACUUAAGUUCUUUGGUCGAGUAAAUGAAGUCUGGGUGGAUGUUGAUGGCUGCAAAUCUACUGAGGUGGCUGCAUAUUGA
Molecule: messenger RNA, 757 nt
Organism: Lactuca saligna
Lineage: Eukaryota; Viridiplantae; Streptophyta; Magnoliopsida; Asterales; Asteraceae
Source: the annotation of a GenBank genome assembly